GCACUCGCCUGCUGCAGGGAGAAACAGAGCAUUGCAUCCUGCUGAGGAUCGCGCCACUGGAGCUCGGACAGAUUCUGAACCUUCUCAUCCUAUGUUGUGUGACUGGACCGUCAUCAGGUCUUCCGAUAUCUGAAGAAAAGGUGACCUCCUACCUCUAUGGCUAUGUUAUGUUGCCCUGUAGGUUCUCUUUUGCUGAAGCUUUGACAGGUUUGUCCGUGAUCUGGAAUAAGACGAAAAACGAUAGAAAAUUGAUUCUUUACAAAAUCAUGAAUAGUGAAGAAAAACCUGAGGAGCAGGAUCCACAGUACAGAGGACGUGUAGAAUUAUCCACAGAGUUCCCACAAGGAAACCUACACUUGAUCCUGAGAAAUGUCACGUAUGAAGACGAGGGCACUUACUACUGCCGAGCGGCCAACACCAAGGGUCAUGGGGACAGGAAGGUGACAUUGUCCAUAGACACUCUGAAUGCAGAUGAGCCCACGGUUACACUGGUGACCAUUGGUGAGAAGCGGCGUAUGAAGUGCAGAAGCUCCGGUGUUUACCAUGUUCCUCAGGUCCAGUGGAUCACUGCACAGGGGGAAGAUCUGUCCAGCUAUGGAAGACUCCGUAUCACCGAGCAGAGUAAUGGCUGGCGGCUGGUGGAGUCUGUGCUGGACUAUGAUGUGGAGAGAAACAAACAAGUCUUGUGUCAUAUCCAGGAGGGAAGGUUGAGAAGAUCCACCCGAGCCGUCAUAUCAGAUGGGACGCACCCGGUGUCUGUGGAUAAAAUCUGACUAACGAGUAAGAAGGAGCCCAGAAUGGCAGCCACAGACAUCUCCAAGAAGUCUGAGGAGUCCUCUGUGGCCGGAUGACAGUCACGGCCAUAUUCGCCUGUACGCACGUAAUACCAGUAAUACUAGAAGCGCCCAGCUGUCCCGCGGAGCUUACAAUCUACUGCCUGCCUGUUUUCUGCAUAUGGAAAUGGAGGAAACUGAAGGGACCUGAUGUGGCACAGUCCACACAGGAGAAGCGUGUCAGCGGCAGAAUCUCCUCUUCCAUCUCACAAUCUCAAAAUAUUUUACGGACAUGAACCCCUUCCCCCUUUUUUAGAGCCCCAAAAACUCUUUUGACAUAAAGGCCUUGAAUCACAAAGAUCCCAAAAUGAGAAGGAUAUCUGUGUGUGGCAACCUGUGGAAGCAGCCCUAUUCUCACCGGAUACAUCCGCUCGGUAAAUAUACCGCUAUAAUCGUGCACCGCACGUACUGACCUCAUCGCUGCUGCCAUGGAAACAACGCCUGGGCUCAACAGGUGAAUAUUGUUUAGAACACCUGGACAGUCCCUUUUUUUACCAACAGGUCAGUGUGUACGGGGGCCGGAAGAGACCCCGCGGGUGCAAUAUGCAGAACCGCGCCCGAUUCGUGACCAGCUCCUGUGCUUGUGUCUGCGUGGAUGGGAGCUGGACAUUAAAACAAUUCUGGUCACUUGCAACCACCAUUAGGGGGUGCUGUGUCCGUACAGCAGCACUGACUGUUCACUGUGCUCACAUAGUCCUACAGGAGAGGGGAGCGAGGAGCGAGGACUCCUAACAUGUAUGUCUGUAGACAGGGGGAGAGAUGGAAGCAGGUGGAGAGAGGUAGGCAGGUGCAGCAUGGGGGAGAAAUGUAGGCAAGUGCAGCAUGGGGGGGAGAUGUAGGCAGAUGCAGCAUGGGGGAGAGAUGUAGGCAGAUGCAGCAUGGUGGAGAGAUGUAGGCAAUUGCAGCAUGGUGGAGAGAUGUUGGCAGGUGCAGCAUGGGGGAGAGAUAUAGGCAGAUGCAGCAUGGGGGAGAGAUGUAGGCAGGUGCAGCAUGGGGGAGAGAUGUAGGCAGAUGCAGCAUGGGGGAGAGAUGUAGUCAGAUGCAGCAUGGUGGAGAGAUGUUGGCAGGUGCAGCAUGGGGGAGAGAUAUAGGCAGAUGCAGCAUGGGGGAGAGAUGUAGGCAGGUGCAGCAUAGGGGAGAGAUGUAGGCAGGUGCAGCAUAGGGGAGAGAUGUAGGCAGGUGCAGCAUAGGGGAGAGAUGUAGGCAGGUGCAGCAUAGGGGAGAGAUGUAGGCAGGUGCAGCAUGGGGGAGAGAUGUAGGCAGGUGCAGCAUGUAGGACAGCUAUGUAUAAUACUAAGGCCUGUUUUACACUUGCGUUGUUAAGCAGAGGAUCUCAAAACUGGAAUUAAACAGAUCCGUUUUGAUUUUGCCCAUCAGGAUGCAUCCGUUCUGUUAGGGUGCGGUCGUGUGAGAUCAAAAUGAAACAAACUGGAUCCGUCACUGCAGAACACCAACCUCCCGAACUGGAUACAAAAUAGCACUCCAAACUGGAAUCUCGCGAAUAGCUGCCAGCAGACGAACAGGAAAAGUGUAUCAGUCAGCUUACACUCCUGGCAAUCAGUCU
Molecule: messenger RNA, 2397 nt
Organism: Bufo gargarizans (Asiatic toad)
Lineage: Eukaryota; Metazoa; Chordata; Amphibia; Anura; Bufonidae
Product: butyrophilin subfamily 1 member A1-like
Exons: 6
Coding region: 168-773 (201 amino acids)
Source: RefSeq, a predicted model, not a curated record